CGUGCCAUGAGGACCCUGUGGAUGGCGCUGUGCGCGCUGGCGCGGCUGUGGCCCGGGGCCCUGGCCGGUUGCGCCGACGCGGGGCGCUGCUGCCCCGGCCGGGACCCCGCCUGCUUCGCCCACGGCUGGAGGCAGGACAGGGUCUACGGGACGUGCUUCUGCGACCAAGCCUGCCGCCUCGCCGGGGACUGCUGCUUCGACUACGCCAGGGCGUGCCCAGCUCGCCCGUGCAUCGUGGGGGAGUGGAGCCCCUGGAGCGGCUGUGCGGACCAGUGCAGGCCCACGGCCCGCGUGCGGAGGCGCGCGGUACGGCAGGAGCCCCGGAACGGCGGCGAGCCCUGCCCGGCCCUGGAGGAGAGAGCCGGCUGCUUGGAGUAUGCGACGCACCAGGGCCAGGACUGCGGGCACGCCUUCGUCCCUGCCUUUAUAACCACCUCUGCAUUCAACAAGGAGCGAACAAGACAAGCGGCCUCCCCACAGUGGUCCACAGACACAGAGGAUGCUGGAUACUGUAUGGAGUUCAAGACAGAGUCAUUGACUCACCACUGCGCCAUGGAAAACCGGCCCCUGACCCGAUGGAUGCAGUAUCUCCGAGAGGGCUACACGGUGUGUGUGGAUUGUCAGCCUCCAGCUAUGAACUCUGCGAGCCUUCGAUGUUCUGGAGACGGCCUGGACUCUGACGGAAAUCAGACCCUCCAUUGGCAAGCAAUUGGCAAUCCUCGAUGUCAAGGAACUUGGAAAAAAGUUCGGCGAGUAGAACAGUGUUCCUGUCCAGCUGUUCACAGUUUUAUUUUUAUAUAG
Messenger RNA from Mesoplodon densirostris (Blainville's beaked whale), 801 nucleotides. It is a transcript of the gene SBSPON, whose product is annotated as somatomedin B and thrombospondin type 1 domain containing. The record is from RefSeq and is a predicted model, not a curated record. Lineage: Eukaryota; Metazoa; Chordata; Mammalia; Artiodactyla; Ziphiidae. The transcript is spliced from 5 exons. Bases 7 to 801 code for a protein of 264 amino acids.